Cercopithifilaria johnstoni is the source of this 3336-nucleotide messenger RNA. The record is from the annotation of a GenBank genome assembly. NCBI's taxonomy places the organism in Eukaryota, Metazoa, Nematoda, Chromadorea, Rhabditida, Onchocercidae.
AUGUUUACCCAAAGUGAAGAACAAUGGAAAGAAACGGAUGAUUUUGGUAAUUGCGAAUAUCGACGACGUAUCACCCAUGAAGACUGUUGCAACUGCUAUGGUUCACGACGAUUUCGGUCGCAAUCAUCAUCGGCAGAUUGGCGAAGGUCAACGGAUCAUUGUGGUGGCUUUAACGAUUAUGUGACAUUAUAUCCUUCACAUCUUUGGUCCCAAAAUAUUCUCAGGGGACGCAGGAGACAACGAUGCUGUCAUAGUUCUAAUGGAUAUUGCAAAAGCUGCAGUCGUUGUUCACGCCACAAAUGCUGGGAUGUUUGGAAUUCCGCAGAUCACAUUGAUCAAUUUGUGGAAAAUAUGGAAAAUCUUGGAACAGUUCGCAUCAUACCGACGAUAUUCGUUUCCAAAUCAACCACAAAAGAUUUGCCUAAUUUCCAAACAAGUAUCAUUACUGAUUCUAGAAAUAUUGCAACUGAUAGCGCAGAUUCAUUAAAAGCAACAAAUGCUCCUUAUUACGGACCAUUUCGGGCUCGUAAAAUAAAAAUUACUCCAGCAAUAACGGCUGUUACGACUAGAAGACAUCGAUCGAUUCAUGAGCAUUAUUUAUCGGAACGGAAAUAUAUGCGCAAAAUUCAGAAUGAUAAACCUAAAAUAUCCAAACAUUUAACAUUCAUAAAUGAACCAAUGAAUAACAAAUCAAACGAUUCAAAAAUCGUAUCUGAUGCUUACCAUGAUACUAUAUCAAAACAUAUAUGCAGCGAAUUUGACGAAAUACCAUUAUCGAAAAUUUCGACGUUUAAUGAUCAAUGUUCCAGUUUAGAAGCACCUGCAAAUAUAACUGAUAAAUUUGAUGAAAUACUGGAGAAAAAUUUAAUGUCAGAAGAGAAUCAUCAUGAAACAGGACGUGAUACAUUAAUGGAAGGAUUAGCAUUGUUAAAAGAUCGUAAGAAAGCGAAGGAUGAAAAAACGAUAUGGCAAACAAUACCUGUUGAAAAUAAUCGAUUUGAAAUAUAUCCAAUUAUUACAAAAAAUUUAAUUAAAAAAAUUACAACUUAUUGGCAUAAAAGAACAUUCAAAAAAUUAAAUGAAAUUAAAAAAUUUUCACAAAAAUUUGAUCCAUCAAAGAUUGAUCAAAACUCAUAUGAACAGCAUAUUCAACAAAAUGAUUUGAUGAAAUCUGAAACAAUACCAAUAAAUGUUGAAAAUAUUUCAUUAAAUGAUAUUACUGAUGAUAUUGAUAGUGGUAGUGAAUCGAAAUUUAUUGUGGGAAGAUGUCAGGAACAAGAAAAUAACUCAGAAUUAAUGAUUGGUAAUGGAAAUGUAUCAAAGAGUGAAAUAACUUCAACUGAUACAGAACUCGAAAUUGGCCCAAAGUUAUCGCUACCAUAUUCUCAAGAUCUCAAUGACAGUUAUAAUGGGAUGGAUGAUGAAUUUGAAACUUUUCCGGUUUCAAGAACUUUUCGUGUUACUGGAAAAACGGAAAGUAAACCACAGAAUACAAUUCUAUCAAAUGCUACAACUACAGUAUUAAUUACACCUGUCCUCGAAGAAUCGCCGAAACAAAAAUCAUCAAUCUAUAACGGGCGCAAACAUGAAACGAUCACUGCCGAAGUAUUCAUCCGAAAUCCAAGGAAUGUAAAACCGACAAUAAUCAACAUUUCCACUAGCGAUAAGGAAGCGAAGAGGCCAUGCUGGAUGAUACUAAAAGCAUAUGAAUCACCUUCCAGUACGGUUGAUAAAGAAAUUUCGAGAAAAAAAUUUGAUGAAAAAAUGACGAGAAUCGGAUCCAUUGCUUCUAUAUGUGAAAAAAUCAAGAAAACCAAGAAACCGAAGGCUACGAAUUUUUAUGAAACAGCUUCAACUGUCACUAUUCCGCAAAAAUUUAAACAGGAAAUAUCUGAACGAAGUCAAACAAAAAUGUCAAAUUAUUCAAAUUCUGAUUUACGAUCGAAAAUGACAAAUCGGACGGUUGAAACUGAAACAGAUACUUCGAUUAAAUCAACAUUUAUUACUGAAAAAAGAACCUCAAGCAACGAUGUUAACUUGCCGAAUGAUUUUCAUACUUUAGUAACAAUGAAAACGGAUGAAACUUGCAAAAUUCAUCACACUACUGCUUUUGAACGAUUAUUGACAGCUGACGGUGAAUUAGUGAAAAUCUAUCGACGUGGUUCACCAAUAUUUUUCAUUUUCCGCUACAAUAACAAUCCUGAGAUUUUGGAUAAAAUUUUAAUUCGCUUUAAAAAUGAAUUAGCAAAUUACGAAAUUGCAAUUUCGGCCGUAAGGCUUAGUUAUUUGCCUGCGAUAUCAAAGACGAAUUGGCAUUCAACAUAUAAAAUUUUAACAACAAAUACAGCAUUAUUUGAAAUUAUAACACCAUCUGACAUUCCAAUCGGUCUUUGGCAAAUGAUUAUAGGAUAUGAUAAAACACCGAAUUUAUGCAUCGUCCAUUUAUGCAUCCUGUUUAAUCCAUGGCAUAAAAAUGAUGAAACUUAUUAUUCAAAUGAGAUAGAACUUGACGAAUAUGUAUUAAAUGAGUUAGCUAUGAUGCGCAAAUGGCAACAGAAUGAUGCUUGGCUUCUGGGACAAUUUAGCGCUAUUUGCAUUAAUACUACAUUGCAUCUAUUGGAAUUGUGUAUGGCAAAUAAUUUACUAAAAAUGAAUGAACUUGGAUCGGCUUCAACAAUUGUUAAAGCAAUUGCUGCAGCUAUUAGCAAAUUUAUACUGAAGAUUAAAUGGAGUGAUUUCGACAGAAGCAAUUAUGAGAAUGAAAUCUUGCCAAGUGCUUGGACAGGUAGUAAAGAAAUUAUGGCAACAUAUCAAAGAAUGGGUAAUAAAAUUGGUUAUGGACAGUCGUGGUGUUAUGCUGGUCUUCUUACAUCAAUAUGUCGAUGUAUUGGAAUUCCAUCUCGUAUGGUAACUAUUUAUAAUUUUGCUCCACGAAUUGAAGAUGGUACAUUGAUAAAGUUAGAUAUUAUUGAUGGUAUGCUUGCGGAAAAAAGUAAAGAUACUAUAUGGCAUUAUCAUAUUUGGAAUGAAUUAUGGCUUCAAUCAAAGAUGCUAAAAAAUGGUAGUGAAUGGCAUAUCUGUGAUGCUACUCCAACCACAAAAGAACAGGUUGAAUUAUUAAAUCAAGGAAAAGCGUUAUUUCCGAUACGACGGAUUAAAAAUAAUGAUGAGAAGGUGAAAGGGCAAAAUGAUAAUGAAUAUUUUGGACAGCAACUUUACGGAAUAUUAAAUGCUACUAUUAUUUGCAAUUAUUAUUAUCGUGAUCCGAUAACGCGCAAUCCAAUUUUUGCAUAUUCCAAAAAGCUUGAUAAAAAGUAUAUUUUUGUUUAUCACUAA